Erigeron canadensis is the source of this 2241-nucleotide messenger RNA. RefSeq lists its product as uncharacterized. The record is from RefSeq and is a predicted model, not a curated record. The coding region runs from base 1 to 2241 and encodes 746 amino acids. The transcript is spliced from 8 exons. Lineage: Eukaryota; Viridiplantae; Streptophyta; Magnoliopsida; Asterales; Asteraceae.
AUGAAAUCUAAAUCUAAGGGUUCUUCUUCUUCAGGAGGUAAAAGUUAUCUUAAAAUUAAUGUUAAUAGACGAAAACGAAAACCUCCGAUUGUAAUUAAUUUUUGUGAUGAUGAAACGGAGUCCGAUGACACUCAAUCAGAUGAAUCGCAAUCAGAUUCAGAUAUGGAAACAUUACCAGACAAACAUAGAAGGAAAUCUGAUUCCAAAGAUAAAUACAAAUUUAAUCGUCGCAAGAAAGCUAAAAAAAUAGGUCGAACACGCAAACAUAAUAAAGAUAAGAAUCUAACUGUUCAUUCGGAUGAGGAUUCAGAUUUUGAACCAGUAUUAGAAGCUCACUGUUUCUCAUUUUUAUAUGCCAAACAAGAUUCUGAUGAUUAUGAUAAUGAAGAAGUUGAGGAAGAGGAUGAUAAUAUUUUUGAAGACGAUGAUGGCGAAGAUUAUGAUCUUGAUUCAGAAGAUGAAAAUGAUUAUGUAGAAGUUGAAGAACAAGAUGGUGAAGAUGUAGAUGACAAUGAUGAAAAUGAAAAUGAAAAGGAGGUAGAAGAGGAGAAUGAACCAAUACAAGUCGCUGAAGAAGAACAAAAUGAUAAAGAGGUACGACUUGAUGAAGAUGAUGAUGUUUUUGAGGAAGAAGUAGCAAAUGAUAAAGAAGUACGACUUGAUGAUCAUGAUGAUGCUGUUGAGGCAGAAGGUAAAUCAACCAACAGGAAGGGUCGAACAAAGUUUGAACACAAAAGACUUUUUCUGAGAAAUUCUCAGGAAAAGUUUCACACAUUCAUGAAUAAACUUAAUAAUAAACAAAAAGCCGACAUUAAGGACUUGCGUUUUGGAUCGUUGAUAAACUUCCCUAUUUCCAGCCUGCCUACCAUGUUGGCAUGUUAUGUGUUAGAGAAGUUUGAUCACACGGAAUGUGUUUUUGAUGUUGAUGGUAGAGUAAUCAAAGUUACAAAGGAAAUGGUUCAUGAGGUUUUCGGUAUACCAAUUGGUGACAAGAAAAUUCCAUACCGUGUUAAUGCAAAUCAUUCACACAAGCAAGUGAAAAAAUGGAAAAAGCAAUUCAAUACAGAAAAACCAUCUUUGCAAGAGUUGUACAGCAUCAUGAUUAAGCAAGACAAGGGAGGAGCUCUCUUCAAACUUAACUUUUUGGUUUUGUUUGUUACUACAAUGAUGGAAGGUAUCAAAUCCAACUCGUUGAACCAUAAGUUCUUGCAAUAUACAUCAAAACUAAAGGAAGUUAGAUGUCUUGACUGGUGCGAUUUUCUGCUUACGUGCUUGAUAAACACCAAGAAAGAUUGGAAAAAUCAAAGACAGUUUAGUGGGCCAAUUAUGUUUCUGAUGGUCAUCAAUGUUCAUGAAUUAAAAAGACAGAAGAACGUUCAGUUUCCUCUUAUUAAAAAUUGGACUCUAGAUGAUCUCAAGUUGAUAGAAUCAGAAAAGUUAAAGAAUGGAGAAUUUGAUAACGUUGUCGAUGAAGAUGUAACAAUGCUAUCGCCUAAGUUGAAAAGAAAAAGAGCCCUUGAGAAAUUAUUGUCCCGGAAAAAACAGAAGGAUGAAAAAAAUAAGGAAGGUCAUGGAGAACAAGUCAAGCAGAAAGAAACUGCAAGAAGUAAUCCAGAUAUCAUAGAAGACAAACCAUUUACAAAUAUCUCAGAAAACAACGGAGAAUUUGAAUGUAUGAAUGACAAUCCAUUUACAACAACUCAAACACUAGAAGACUUCAACACAUUUACUGUUGAAAGUAAACUUCUGGCAAUCAAGAGAACAGUGAAGGAGAGGUUGCUAGUGAAAGAAUGGUUGACCUUUGAUACGAAUGAGUUGAUUAAAAUGGGACUGGCUAUUGAUAGUAAAGAUGAUGACUUGAAUAAUUACUAUACGAUUCUUAAUGAAAAUAUCACCAUUGAAGAUUUCUAUAGAAACAAUCCAUUUUUUUCAGAUAAGGAUUUUGUUAGGAAGAGUAAAUUGAGGAAAAGAUACCGAAAUGAUGAUGAAGCUGAAUGUUCAAAGAAAAUGGAUGUAGAUUUUUCUGGCCUAGAAGAUUUUUUGGAAGAUGAGGUACUUGGUGAUAAGAAUAAUGGUAGUUCAAUUGAUAAAAGGAAAAAACAUGUUGUUAAAAAUGUUGAUCAAAAAAACCACAGAAAACAAGGUGAAACAAAGAAAGUCAAUGUAGAGCAGCCAAUCUCAAUGCAAGUCAAUUUUGACAAAGGCAAACACAAACAAGGUGAAACAAGGAAGUCAAUGUAG